Messenger RNA from Bufo bufo (common toad), 2878 nucleotides. It is a transcript of the gene DNAI3, whose product is annotated as dynein axonemal intermediate chain 3. Gene Ontology annotation, biological process: cilium movement involved in cell motility; inner dynein arm assembly. Lineage: Eukaryota; Metazoa; Chordata; Amphibia; Anura; Bufonidae. Gene Ontology annotation, molecular function: dynein heavy chain binding; dynein light chain binding. The record is from RefSeq and is a predicted model, not a curated record. The transcript has 23 exons. Gene Ontology annotation, cellular component: inner dynein arm. The coding region runs from base 162 to 2870 and encodes 902 amino acids.
CGGGGAAUCGGUUGGUCCUAGGGCCUCAGGUGUCCGUCACGUGCCGUAGUAACCAUCACUAGGGACGCCGGCGAGGUGGUGGUGGUCGCUUGUUUCCCUCUCCGCGAGGACGUGAAUUUCGGCACCGGGAAUCGUGAGAUCCCUCCUCACAGGGCUGAGACAUGUCUACAAGAGAUUCAUCCAGAUCUCCUUCUCGAGCUUCCAGGGCAUCUUCUCGAGGGUCAAAGGGUAAAGACAAGAAGACGGGGAGCCAAAAAAGGAAGGCGAAACACUCAGCUAAAAAGCAUGAAGACUCGGCAGCGUCCACCAGCUCAGGUCACCCAGAAUAUAUUGUUCCCCUGGUUCUAACCUCCAAGACGCAGGAGAUCUUCAGCUGCCGGAUCGAUGAGGACGUAACCUGUGAAAACCCAUUCAAGCUUUUAAAGAAAGAAGACGUUCUCAGCGAUCUAAAGAACAGAGCUGCAGUGUCCGACUUCAGCCCCUUUAAAUCCAUCAUUACGGAGUAUCCCGGAGAAGAGCUGCUGCUGGUUUUUGAUGGAGACUUUAUCUACGGUCAGAACUUUUAUCUCGUUGUAACAGAAGAAGCCAAAGAGUCAAUGCUGCAACCACCAGAACCCAUCACUGAUGAAGAAGAGAAAGAUGAAGACUUUGACGAUUUCGCAUAUGUGCCCCCAGUGCCUAGGCCAUGGAUAUCUUUGGGCAGUGAGCUGGAGGUGGAGGAAGAAAUGGUGAAAGAAUCCCAGACUAAGAUCAAAUUCAUGAUUUCACGAGUACACCGAGAGUUUGGCUCACGCGUUACUUUCAGCGAUUACAAUGCAUCCGAUGUAAGAGACGGGUACAUGGAAUGUGCCUCUUACCAAGACAAACGCUUCAACAUUAAGCCCAAAGAGCGAGACACCGGCACACAAGUGGUGCCACUAUCACAGGAGCAGAGCACCCAGACCAAGUGGACUUACCCUCGAAAUGCCUGUACUCAGUACGCGCCAAGGGAGUUUACCGAAGAGCAAAAACAGGAAUAUCUGUCCUCUAAGAGUCUGAAGGAUUUUAUCAACUCUGUGUCUUUGAGGCUGGAAAUGGCUCUGCAGCAAAAUGAGAUUCUGAACGCCUUUGUCGAUGACUGGAAAUCGCUGUGUGAGCAGGAGAGCACUUUUGGUGGCAAAUCCGACUCUCACCUUAAAGAAUAUCAGUCUUUUACAGAUCACCAGUUUGGCAAAGAAAAAACCAUCAGCUGUAUUAGCUGGCACCCCGCACUUCAUGGUCUAGUGGCGGUUUCACUCGCAGAGCGGCUGUCACUGGAAGAUCGAGUGAACAUUUCUUCUAAGCUCAUCUUGAAGCCAUCACUGAUUCUGAUUUGGAGUCUAAAUGACCCCAUCCAUCCCCAGCUAAUGCUUGAAUGCCCAGAUGACCUAUAUUGCUUUCAAUUUUCCCCAAGUGACCCCAAUAUCAUCGCUGGAGGAUGUAUUAAUGGUCAGGUUGUGCUGUGGGAUAUCUCCGCUUACUAUGAACUGCUCACAGCGAAGAAUGGUGUGACCAAGAACACCUCAAAGACGACGCUGGAACCCAAGCGGUCCAAUGAGCCGCCGCUAGUAAGAUACUGUGCAGUGUCCUCUAUAGAGCACGGGCAUCGGGAGGUGAUCACUGACAUACACUGGCUCCCUGACUUCUUUGAGAUAACUCGGGCUGGAAAUCCCUAUGAAAACAAGAGUGGUUACUGCGUCCAGCUGGUCACGUGUUCUCCUGACUGCUCCGUGAUGUUCUGGGACAUCCGCUCAAACAAGCUUAAUACGCAGGCACCCGCGAGCAAGAAACAGGAAGAGAACCCGCGGGAGGCUCCUUUCGGGGUACCAGAUACUUUCAAGCACCUCGAUCUUGUCUGGAGGCCGUUUCUUAAGACCUCAAUUGCUAAGACUGACACAGGAGGAGAGUUCAGCCCCAUUAAAAUCAGCCUUAGAGAGGAGCAUCAUUCCUGCAGGAUGGCGGACAAACUACAGACCCAAGUCAAAGAGGAGAAGUCUGGGGGAGGAAUCCAUUACAGCAGUUUAAGAGCCACCUCUGCCAAGAACACCAAAAUGCUGGAGGACAUCAACACAAGUUACUUUGCUGGAACCGAAGAUGGGGAGCUGCUAUACACAGACUGGAAGAUGGAGAAAGAUGGAGACACUGGAAGACUGAUCAGUGCUAAACCCACACAGAGACACGUCGUCCAUGAUGGACUCGUCCAUACUGUGCAAAGAUCUCCAUUUCUAAAGGACUUUGUUCUCACAGUGGGGGGCUGGAACUUUGCUAUUUGGAAAGAAGGAGUGACGAGUGGACCAAUCCUCCAGUCGUGUUGCACUCAGCAGAGGUACACAGCAGCCCACUGGUCCCUGUCCAGGCCUGGUGUCUUCUUCAUUGGCAAGGAAGAUGGAAAUGUGGACAUAUGGGACUUACUAGAGAAGACCCAUGAGCCCUCUCAGACGCAGAACAUAUCCGCAGCAGCCGUCACCUACAUUAAACCCUGGAUCGUGUCGGCAAAGCAGCAUCUCCUGGCCGUGGCCGAUGACAGCGGCACCCUCCAUGUCCUAGAGAUCCCGUGGACCUUACAUCACCCCUCCGCUAAUGAGAUCACCGGUGUCUUGCAUUACUUGGACAGGGAAGUCAGUCAUUUGGAGUAUUAUGAACAGAGAAAGACAUUUCGAGCUGCAGAAAAGAGAGCGUUGGAGCUGAAGGACCACAGAACAAAAACUGAAGCCACUCCACCGGUGAAGUCAAAAGAGCAGCUUGAAGAGGAGAUAAGCCGAGAGUACACAGCAUACUUGGCACUGGAGAACGCUGUUCUGACAGGACUGGGGAUUAAGAAAGAAAAUGAAGAAAUAACGGUGAAAACCUAAUGAUUCCA